Messenger RNA from Aspergillus niger, 345 nucleotides. RefSeq lists its product as hypothetical. Lineage: Eukaryota; Fungi; Ascomycota; Eurotiomycetes; Eurotiales; Aspergillaceae. The transcript is spliced from 3 exons. Bases 1 to 345 code for a protein of 114 amino acids. The record is from RefSeq and is a predicted model, not a curated record.
AUGACGAAGGUCUCGUUGCGAACUGGUGACACGCAAUUCCUCGAAGGUGAAGAUUACGUGCUCCAACUACCAAGCAGAUCUAACGAUGCGUACGCCUCGAGUAAGGCUAUACAAUCUCUGAACGGACUCAGCGACUCGUGGGGUAUUACUUUGGUAUCAUGGUACAUGGCGAGGAAUGAACUAGAAUCCUUGGAAUUUGUGACAGCGAGCGUAAGGACAGUAUUGUGGAUGAUAUAUGCACCGUCGUACGGGCGUGUUGCAACUUCUGUGUGCUUCAUCCCUAGGAGGUUGCUAAGAUCUAGAAUGCUAGUGACCCAGAUUAAGUGUAAAGCAAGGAUUCGUUGA